This is a messenger RNA of Danio aesculapii, 2860 nucleotides long. It is a transcript of the gene cobll1a, whose product is annotated as cordon-bleu WH2 repeat protein-like 1a. Gene Ontology annotation, biological process: signal transduction. The coding region runs from base 254 to 2455 and encodes 733 amino acids. The record is from RefSeq and is a predicted model, not a curated record. NCBI's taxonomy places the organism in Eukaryota, Metazoa, Chordata, Actinopteri, Cypriniformes, Danionidae. The transcript has 12 exons. Gene Ontology annotation, molecular function: actin monomer binding.
AACACCAGAGGAUUACCAGAGCUUGGCUUUAGUUUGCAUCCAUUCGGUUUCUGUACCCCUUUAGUCUUCUUUCUGUCAUUUAUAAUCGGCCGGUGGUGUUUUAGGAAAGCGCUGGGUGAAGACUCUAAAGCAGGGACAAUAGCAGAUCAUUCACAGUCGAUGGAAAGUCUCUGGAAACAAAGCCUGUACAGCCCAAGCUGAAACACAGAGCAUUUACACACAGUGUCAUUUAUACUACCUUCACCACAGAGCUAUGGAUGCGCAAGAAGAUCUCCUGUCCCGGGACAUCACCCUGACUGUACUAAUUCCGGGAGGACAGGAGACCACAGCCACAGUGCAUGGCAGUAAACCAGUUAUGGAUGUUCUGGUUGCGUUGUGUGCACAACACCAUCUCGUUCCAUCGGAUCAUGUCAUCAGGCUUAUUUCCUCAAACCAAAACCAUGUCAGUUUCAAACCCAACUCUAUGAUUGGCUCUCUCGAGUUUGAAAAGGUGGUCCUGCAAGUUAAAGGAAGUGAUGCCAACAAGAAAAAACCUCAUAUUCCUGUGGCAACAGUUCGUCUUCUGAUAAACUACAAGAAGUCCCAUAAAGCAGUAGCACGGGUCAAUCCUGCUGUGCCGCUGGCUGAGCUGGUGCCCGCCGUGUGUGAGAAGUGUGAGUUUCACCCUGACGCCACUCUCUUACUGAGGACAGAUCAGUCUGAGGAGCCUCUGGAUCUCACCAAAUCACUUAAUGACUAUGGAAUCAGAGAGCUGUACGCCAAACAAAUAAAAGUGGUUUCAGCUGAUCCUAUAUCAACUCAUAAAGGUGCCGAUGAAGAGCAGAAAACCCCGGUUAAAGAAAAGAACCACAAAGAAAAGGCAAACAAAGGAUUCUUUGGCUUAUUCAAGAUGAGCAAGAAGACAUCUGAGCAGGCUGUGAAUGAUAGCGCUCCAGCAUCCCCUGAACUGAACGGUCAGUGUACGGACAGGGUGAAUGGUUUUAAUGGCCACUCUUUACCCACUAUCCCUGCUGACGUGUCAAAGAAGAGACGUGCUCCUCAGCCUCCUAUGGUGGCAUCUCAGAGUGUCGCCUGUGAACUUCAGAUUAAAGAUUUCCCGGAGUCGGAUUCUGCUGUAAAACAGGGUCCACUCAGUCGCAUUUCCUCCACCGAAUCCUCCCUUAAAAGGACUAAACGGAGAGCUCCACCCCCACCAUGUGAUGGCUCCGCCCCUUCAAAAUCAGAUAACAAAGUAGAGGAAGCUGAAGGGCAAGACAAGAGUUCAGACAAACACAGAGCUGUUAUUUCUGACCGCUGUGCUGAGUUCGAUAAAGUCAUGAGUGAAUUUGCAGAGUUGCUGCAGGAAUGGCAACAGAGCACACCGGCUUAUGCAAACUCUUCUGCGUCCCCAAUUCAACCGUCAGAAAGUCCUUUAGGUUUAUAUUCUUUUCUUCACACCCCUGAGGCUGAGCUUAAGGCUCUUCCAGGCUGUCAACUACCGAGGAAGAGCUCUGAGAGAGAAGGUCUGGCCACCUUCACUGUGGUUCCCCAGAGGCGUCAGCUGAGCUUUGAGCUGCCAUUCACCUCACAGACACACCAAUCUCCCGAACACCCACAGAUCCACAGCACAGAGUGUGUGGAAACCCAGAUCUUCACAAAUACUUAUGAAAAUGAGCGUUUAAGAGAAGCAGGAGACCUGGAGGAGAACAAUCAAGCUGGGAUGGGUGUCAAAAAUGGAAAUUUAAAUGAGCGCCAAUACAUUCAUCCAGAGCUAAAGAGUCCGGAAAGAUCAAAAGAGGCUAAAAAGAGGCUCAAAAGAGGCCAAAACCUAGAACAUUUGGACAUUAGGAUGAGUAAUCUAGAUCUAGAAGAGCGAUUGGAUAGUCGUUCACUUGCUGAUUGGUCAUCAAUUGAUUUUCAUACAAGCAAUGUGGAUCAAGAGGAGAUUGAAGAACCUGAUUUGGUGGAGUCUGAAGAGGAGAAGGAUUGGGUAGAGAAAUUUAAAGAGCGGAGAAUGAGGUUUAUAGGUAGUCGCGAUGAUGGUAUUGAGAAAUUAGAUGUUUGGGGAAGGAUCCAAAAAGAGUUUACAAGCACACAAGUCUUCUGGGAUCAAGAUAGUGGUGAAAAUGAAGAGGACAUGCAGAUCUAUGGUGAAGACCAUACAAACUUACAUUUGAGGAUGGACUCAAAGCCCAAAUUGGGAGCUUACUCGUACUACUUCAAACCAGGCGCUCAGUCUACCCUGACUAACAAUCAACCCAACUCUUCUCUUGCUAAAAACAACUUUAGCUUUACUCCAGAAGCACAUCUAAACACCUUAUCAUCUAAACCACAUUCAGGUUUUGACCCUCGCCCUCCUGUACAAGUGUCUCUGUUCGCCUUGGCUGUGUUUCAGAAGGCUAAACUCUUCAAACCAGUGUUUGAUCCCAGCUGUUUAAGGAGACGAGAGCUUUCUGCUCUCACACACAGUAAUUGAUAUCCAUUUUGAACAUGGAAGUGCUCAUUUAACUUGAAUAAGGAAAAGUAUUCUUCACCAGAAUGAAGAGGAGGAGGACACACUUGUUAUUCAUUAUUCUGAUAUAUAAUUACUCCUUGUUUGUCAUCAUGAUUACUUGAUUUAGCGUUUUAUCAUAAUGAAUGUUUUGGUUGUAUGAUAAAAACUGUUUGCUGAUAUUCAUCCUAAGUAUAUUUUCAGAAAGACAUUUAUUUCUGGCAUUUUUACUUCAUCUCUCAAGAACAAUAUUAUACUAAAAGUAUAUUUUGCCCCUACUAUACACUCAGGGUAAACGCAUGUAGUCAUAUGUAUAUAUUUUGUAUGUCAAUGAAGCCUUAUUUCUGACUUGCCUUCUAUUUUCGAAGAAAUGACUUGUCAUGAUACUGU